This is a messenger RNA of Portunus trituberculatus (swimming crab), 4676 nucleotides long. RefSeq lists its product as uncharacterized. Gene Ontology annotation, biological process: response to endoplasmic reticulum stress; positive regulation of ERAD pathway. The record is from RefSeq and is a predicted model, not a curated record. Lineage: Eukaryota; Metazoa; Arthropoda; Malacostraca; Decapoda; Portunidae. Gene Ontology annotation, cellular component: endoplasmic reticulum.
CAUGUCAUCUAUAGAAAUUAUUCUAGCAUAAAUGUAUAUAGUUUAUUAUAUGUGAUUUUGGUGAGCGAUAAUUGUUCUGUACAGUAUAAGAGAAUGGUGAGGCAGUGGAGGGGUUGGUGAGGCAGGUGACCAGGGCAGAGUGAGGUGCAUCAUGGGAGUGUAAACAAUCAGCUGAUAGCGGACACCCAUCGAUUGGAGGCGUUUUGACGGAUUUACGGUGCUAAGGUAGACCUCAGGAGGGGGAUGGCAGAAUCCAGUGGCCUGGGUGCUCCCCUGGACACCUCUGAGCCACACACACCUGCCGGGGAAGCUGUCUCUCCUCCAGUACACACCUUGAGUGAGGCCACACACCUUGUUAGUGACCCAAUACGCAUCAACAAAUCCACGUCUCUCGUGGAAGAAAAAGGCAUUGCCCGCUCAGAAGAGUCACUCCCACCCUCCAUGGAUGGCUCUGUAAAGGCUUCUGAAGAGCAGAGUUCAUCUAGAAAUACAGUUGCAGGUAUUGAUCGAUUGUCCAAACCUUCUGCUUCAGAGCACGUCACUGCAUCCAGUCACUCUGGGGAAAACCCAAGUGAGUCAGCAGGUGCUCCCUCCCCUGCAGGGCCCACGCCAUUGCCGGGCUUGUCUCCCAUGUCACAAGGGCAGUCCACACCACACACCUCUGCCUCCAGACCUGUCUCCUCCCAGCCAAGACAGACCUCAGCACCUACCACCACCACUCCAUCACCCCAACCCACACCCUCACCAGAGUCUUCCCCUCCACCACAGCCUGCACCUGAGCAGCCACCGCCGCCUCAAGGGGAACCCCCCAACACGGCAAACAACAACGGGCAGAACCGUAACAAUGGACAGAACCGACCCAACAACAAUAACAACAACAAUAACAACAAUGGAGGCCUUGCCAACGUGAGGGAGCGGCUCUUCCAGGCACUGUUCUUCAGACUGGCGGUGGCUUACGCCCGUGCCUUCCCGCAGCCCAUGAGAAGACUCAUUGAGUUCACAGUUCUACUUAAGGCCUUAACCUCCCUAUUCCUGCUUGUGUACAUUCACCUGGCCUUCACCCGUGCCCCCAUCACUUGCCUGGACCAUGUUCGUGACGACUGGCCCAAGGAAGGCAUCCUGCGUGUGGAGGUCAUCAGGAACCCCAGUGAAGAUUACACGGUGGAGCAGAGCUAUGAGAAGGAAGAGCGAGUGCAGCAGAGACAGCUGGAGUUUUUGGGGGCUCUCAGCUCAGACAUUGACAUGCUCUUUGGAGGACGGGAGUCUUUGGUGAUGGGUGGGGUGGCAGACGCCCAUGCUGAGGGAGCAGUGACGACCUCGGCCACUGAGGAGGGGGAGUCGAAGGAAGAAGAUUAUGAAAAUAACACCUCAGAAACAGAUGAGCAGCAGGACGCACAGUUGGAGUCAGAAGAGGAGGAGGAGAAUGGCCAUCAUGAUGCUGAGAUAGAAGAUCUAGUUGUCACUUCAGAAAACAGCACAAAUACUAAGAGUGAAGAUGUACAAGAACAGUUUAAUGUUCCUGAGGUGAACCCUGAAGAGGAAAUAUCAGAGCUCGUAGAUAAUAAUAAUAAUAACAAUAAUGAAGACACAUACAAUGCCAGCCUGAGUGAGGAGACCAGUCCACCACUCCAGGAGGACUCUCCUCUACCCAAGAAGGAGCCACUGGAAAUGUUAGCUAAAGCUGUGUGGCCUGAGGAUGAGUACAUAGUGGAGUACUCCCUAGAGUAUGGCUUCCUGCGCCUCUCCCCCGCCACUCGCCAGAAACUCAACAUUCCUGUCAAGAUUGUCACACUCGAUCCCUUGAAGGAUGCCUGCUUUGGGGACUCCCUCUCCCGCUUCAUCCUGGAUGAGUUCCUGGGCUACGAUGACAUCCUUAUGGGCUCCAUCAAGAGUCUUGCUGAAAAGGAGGAAAACAAAGGUUAUCUUCGGAAUGUGGUGACCGGUGAGCACUACCGCUUUGUCAGCAUGUGGAUGGGUGGCAGCAACUACCUGGCAGCAGCAUUUGUGAUGAUUGUGUUCACCCUGAGUGUGUCGAUGCUCCUGCGCUACUCGCACCACCAGAUCUUCCUCUUCAUUGUUGAUCUUCUGCAGAUGUUGGAGCUGAAUGUGGCCAUCACCUUCCCUGCUGCCCCCAUGCUCACUGUCAUUCUGGCUCUUGUGGGUAUGGAAGCAAUCAUGUCAGAGUUCUUCAAUGACACCUCAACGGCCUUUUACAUCAUUGUGCUGGUGUGGGUGUGUGACCAGUAUGAAGCCAUCUGCUGCCACACUGCCAUCACGCGCAGACACUGGCUGCGGUUCUUCUACCUCUACCACUUUGCUUUCUACGCCUAUCAUUACCGCUUCAAUGGACAGUACUCUUGGCUUGCCCUCAUGACUUCCUGGCUCUUCAUUCUGCACUCCAUGCUAUACUUCUUCCACCAUUACGAGUUGCCAGCCAUCCUGCAGCAGGCACAGAUCCAGCAGCUGGGGAGAGUGCACACUGUCAACAUUGUCCUUCGUAACGUUCCAAACAACAACAACAACAACCAGAACACACCCAAUAACCCGGCAAAUGCUGGGGGUGGCGAGAAUGCUGCGGAUGACAGAGGUGGGGCAAAUCCUGGGGCUGCAGGAGGCCGCCCAGGAGGAGGAGCAACGCCCAACGUGCUGCCGAUGGUGAACCUGGUGUUCCGCAACAUGGCAGCAGGCAUGGGGAACAACAGGAAUGGAAAUACUUCCCUGAGCUUUGUUUUCAGAAAUGUGAGGAAUAUUGUCCAGAGUCUCCAUCAGAAUAAUGCAUCAUCUACAACAGCAACCAAUGUCACAACUACCACCACUACAACCACUUCUCAGAGCAACACCACCACUGUGACAUCCUCCAACUCUCCCACCUCUCAUGGGAGCAUCACGUCUGAUCAGAUGCCAUCAGUCUCAAGAGUUUCACCAGCCACUGCCUCUUCAUCAACAGAGGAAUCAGCACCAACACACACUGACACACUGCCAUCAGUGCAGUCAACAUCUUCAGUAACUUCAGAUUUUGGUGUUGGUGCAAGUUCACAUAGUGUUGCAAACACCAGUGUACUCUCUACCUCAAGUAAGGAAAAUAAUAGGCUUUUGUUGCCUAAAUUUUCAUCUCAAUCAACCUCAGAUAUUUCUUCUGAACCUUCUAGUAGUAGCCAUUAUGCUUCUUCCAGUUCAUCCUUGCAUAAUCAAAGGCUUUCUGAGAGUAAUGCCUCUCCUCCCCAGGCCAGUAGUCAUGGUUCACCAGAUUAUAUGGCAGUGCCAGUGGGGAUGCCCAAACAUAUGUUAAACUCUGAAGGUCAUGAUCGAGUACAAUACUCUAAAUCAUCAGAGUCCAGUGUUAAGUCUCUAAAUAAUCACUAUAGUGAGACUCAAAAUAGUGAUAGAUCAAGCAGACCGCCUCACAACACCACCUGGUCUGGUGUGGAGGACUCCACAAGUUAUGAUGUACUUCGACCUCCAGAACAAGCGGCAAGACAAACCUUGGCCCACCACCAUGUAGAUGAUAGCAGUAGUGAUUAGGAAAGACUUAAUCCAGCCUUUUUACAAAACAUUAUUUUGUUAAUAAGGGAAAUAAUAUAUUUGUUUCCAUGUUUUUAACAUAUGAAAUAUUUUUUAUUGCUUAUAUUUAUUGGAAAUCUGUUGGUGUUGGAUACUGCUCUUGCAUUUCAAUUGUAGAGUUAGACAACGUGCACAUCAAGUAGAGGAAUUCCAAACUGGCAGUUAUGAUUUGUUUCCUCUCAAGCUGAGAAUCUAUGCUCACUGUGUGCCAUUGUUACAAGGCUGCCUUUAAUGAUAUUUGUGAUAGAUGAGAGUUGGUUGAACAUCACAAAGACCUGAGUUAAGGGGAGAGUUUGACCAGAAAGAAAUGGCUGCUUCAGAUCUGGCUACCAGUUAGUAGAAAGCUUACUUUGCAUUUUGUGAAGGCAAAGCUGAGGUGGCUAAUUGUGCUAAGAAAAGUGUCUGCCCUUUCACGUUAGACUGUACUGAUAAGUGACUUGAAUUGUUACUUUACCAAACAAGCUUAUCUAUGGUGUGUGGGCAAUCUCAAUGUUGUUCAAUGGAGUUUAUUGUGCAAUGUUCAUCACUAUGUAGGUAAAGAAAUAUGAAGAGGGUGUAGUAACUUCCCUGAUUGUAGUGGCAAUACUGACAUACUACCUAAUAAAAUGUCUGGCAAGUUCACCCCUGUAAUGAAGGAACACUUUGUGCCCAUUUGUAUUAACGGAAUGAACCUUAACUUAUAAUCAGUGGGAAAAAUUUUCAUAACUAAAAGAAAAAAAUAAAGUUUAUUUCUAUUUAACACAAUAUAUUUGUGUAUUCAGAAAAUUGUAAAUUACUCAGUGUGAGAAUGACUGAACAUUUUGUUACCAAAAUUGCAGAAAAACAUAACUGAAUUUUUUACUGAAUAAUUAAUAAAGUAAAAAAUCUAGCAAAUUGGUAACAUUCCCACAACCGGUGUAAAUACCAAGUGAUAGUUUUGACGAUGUUCAAACUCUCCCCAAAGUGAUAUACAUACAAAUUUAACAUUAAGAAUACUUUUCUUAAUUGGAUAACACUUGGUGAUAUCAAGGGGUAAUUUUCUAUAAUUUAUGACGCUUCUGUUAAUUUAGAGAGAAAAUUUAUAUGCAAUUCUGUUGAUAGAUUUUGGCAGAUAUGCAAUAAAAUGAUAAAAGUCA